Molecule: messenger RNA, 4891 nt
Organism: Labrus mixtus (cuckoo wrasse)
Lineage: Eukaryota; Metazoa; Chordata; Actinopteri; Labriformes; Labridae
Gene: lamc2
Product: laminin, gamma 2
Exons: 21
Coding region: 385-3765 (1126 amino acids)
Molecular function (GO): extracellular matrix structural constituent
Source: RefSeq, a predicted model, not a curated record
AAUCAGGACGUAAUGUAACGUGAUAUUUUCCACUUGAUGAACAGAGCCAGUGUUCUCUUCAGGAUCUGAACUUUUUAUUUCUGUCCUGUGAAACGUCUUUGUGUUGUGAAAAUGUAAAUAUGAUGGAAGAGUCCCAGAGAACUGUGCAGAACAACGCCCAACUGUGCCGGCAAACACUCACACACACACACACUGCUGCCGUCAUAUCCUCUGACUGUGUGUGUGUGUGUGAAUCACAGUGAGUGUGUGUCUCAGUAUGUGAGCGUGUCCAGGCCUGCAGCAGCAGAGGACAUAAAAAGCGUCUCUCUCUGACUGUUUGCAUCACAUUUGAUUUUUUUCCGCUCGGAGCAGAUCUUAUCAGAUAUACUUUUUUUAACGGACUCGAUGAUGAACGGGAGCAGCUGUUUGGUUUCUCUCUGCGGGAUCCUGGCUGCACUGUGCGCCGUCCAGGCCACAUACACACAAGCGACGCUACAUUGUAACUGCAAUGGGAAAUCUCGGUACUGCCUUCGGGACACCUGGGGGCUGCACUGCCUCGACUGCCAGGGAAACACUGAAGGAAGGCACUGCGAGCGCUGCAAGGCCGGCUUCUACCAGGAGGGGGCAGCACUGAGCUGCACGCCCUGCGGCUGCAACUCCACAGGCUCUGCCAGUAACACAUGUGACAGCAGGGGGCGCUGCAGCUGCAAAGAGGGCGUCACAGGACAGAAAUGCGACCGCUGCCCGGACGGACCAAUCGGACCAAACGGCUGCAAGCAAAGCCGUCAGCCCAGAGAGGAUUCUGGGAGUCGGACCCUGCCGUGUUUCUGUUACGGCCACAGCAGCGCGUGUUCGGCACAGUCCGGUUACUCCGCCUACAACGUGACCUCCACCUUCAACACUGGUAUGGAUGGUUGGAAGGCAGCGACGGUUCAAGGCCACACCCCUGACAACGUUCACUUCCGCUGGUCACCGACACACCAGGACCUGGAGGUGAUCUCCAAAAACAGCCUGCCCAUGUACCUGCACGCCCCAGCUCCUUACCUGGGGAAUCAGUUGCUGAGUUACGCUCAGAACUUUUCCUUCUCGCUGCGUCUGGACCGCGGCGUCCGCCACCCGUCCACCAGCGACGUGAUUCUGGAAGGUUCCGGCCUCAAAGUGUCCGCCUCGCUGGGUGACCUGCGCUCCAUCGUCCCCUGUGGACAGAAGAUCAGAUACAGCUUCAGACUGGACGAUCAGCCCACCAGCAGGUGGAGGCCUCAGAUCUCCUCAGCCCAGUUCCAGACGCUCCUCCAGAACGUCACCGCCAUCAAGAUCAGAGCCACGUUUGGAGAGAACGGACGAGGUUACAUUGACGACGUGAAGCUGAUGUCUGCUCGGCUUGGAGAUGGCGUCCCGGCACGCUGGGUUCAGACCUGCAGUUGUCCGGAGGGGUACGAGGGGGACUUCUGCGAGAGUUGCUCGGCCGGGUUCAGACGCAGCGCCCCUUCAGACGGAGCGUUCAGCACCUGUGAGCCGUGCAGCUGCAGAGGAGGCAGCUGCGACCCUCUGACCGGAGACUGUUACUCUGCCGACGAGACACCCUGCUCAAAUGGCUUCUACAGAGACCCCUGGAGCCCCCGGUCCUGUGUGAAGUGUCCCUGUCCCGACGGAGUGUCCUGCUCGCUGGCUGCUGGUUCACUGCAGCCCCGAUGUGACGGCUGCCCCACCGGGACCACAGGUUUCCGCUGCGACGUGUGUCAGGAGGGUUUUUACGGUAACCCUGCAGGGGGCGCCGGCGUGCAGCGACCCUGCAGGCCCUGCCAAUGCAACGGCCACAUCGACAUCAACGUGGAGGGAAGCUGCGAUCGCAUCAGCGGCGAAUGUCUGAAGUGUGUGAACGACACGAGGGGGCGGAGCUGCGAGGAGUGUGAGCGAGGUUACUACCACAGCCGAGCGAGCGACGCCUGCAAACCAUGUAACUGUGACGUUCAGGGCUCCGAGUCCGCACAGUGCGAUGAUCUGGGUCGCUGUCAGUGCAAAACUGGCUUCGAGGGUCUAAGGUGCCAUCGGUCCAACUGCCCCGUCUGCUUCAGCCCUAUCAAAACAAAGAUGGAGACGUACACUGCUAAACUGAAGGACCUGGAGUCUCUGUUCUCGGACAUGAAGUGGGGAGGGAAACCAGCCAACAGUGCAGAGAUGGAGGCCGCUCUGAGAGCCACGGAGGAGCUGGUGGGGGACCUGGAGGCCGACGCCGAGCUCCUGGCAGGGCAGGAGAAGAACCUGCAGAAACGUCUUUCGUCUAUCAGUAAGAGUCAGCUCGCCGAGGGGCAGGACAUCCAAAACAUCGCCGACGCAGCUGACAACAUCAAACAACAACAGCAGACGUACAAAAACAAAGUGGACGACGUUCAGACCCUGAUAAGGGAGAUGAAACGCAAACUGGAACAGGCCAAGCAAGACCUCAGAUCAGCUGAGUUUCCUCUUGGAGAUGCUCCACUGGGAUCAAACAGCCUCUCCUCUUUGGUGACAACGGCCAACAGUCUGGCUAAUAUACACCAGACGAAGGCUGACUCUGUGGAGAAAAACGCCAAUGACGCUUUGAGUGACUCAGAGAAGAGUCUGGCUCUGGUCCGCACUCUCAUGAACAAAGAGAACAAAGUCAAAGAACUUAUCGGAGCCUUGAAAACUGAAUAUGAUCAGACCUCAGCUCAGGUGAAGGGUUUGGAGAACCAGGCAAUCCGGCUGAGCAGUAGCGCCAAAGACGAGAGCAAGAUGGCAGAGGGCAUGCUGAAAGACAUCAGCAACAUGGAGCGAGGCAUCCCAGCAUCCCUGAAGGAUGGCGUGGACGCCAUGGUUUCCAGGUUGGGCGGUCUGAAGGAUGCGGUGGAUAUCCCGGGCUUGGAGGCUCUGCAGGCCGGAGUUCAGCAGGGAAAGAUCACAGCUGGGGACUUGCUGGCCAAGGGCAAGAUUGGCCAGAAGGAGUUCAACAAGCUGUUAGACAGAGUCAACGUUGCCAAGGCGGACACUGAAGGCGCUCUGAAACGCAUCAACGGCAACACCAAAGAGCUGGACGACGCCCUGAACACCCUGAAAGGAUUCGACCAGCAGAUUGACCGCAGCAAAGCUCUGGCCGACGCCGCCAUCGAGCGUCUCCCCGGCAUCAAAGGAACCAUCGACGGGGCCGUCUGGAACAACGCCCAGACACUGUCCGUCCUGGAAGACGUGAGCAACAGCUACAACAACGCCCUGGGAACGAUUAACGUGCUGGAGAACCUGGUCAACGAUCUGGAGAAAAACAUCGGAUCUCUGCCGGAUCAUGCUCGCCUGAUGAACGAAGCCAUCAAACUGAACAAAGACGUUAAAGAUCUGAAGGUGAACGCUGCCGAAGUAUCGGGAGACCUGAUCACUGAGUUGAACGCCGCCCGGGGGCUGGGGAACGACGCCAGUCUGGCCGCCGCUGGAGCGUUAGCAGCUUUCAACAACGCCAAACAGACCAAAGACUCAGUGAGAGACACUCUGAGGGUCGUCAACAAUCUCCUUGCUAACAUGGACCAGACCGGCCCCGUGGAUGAGACGCAGCUGCUUCAGCUGGAGGACUCGCUGGCCGGCGCUGAGAGGGACGUGGAGGACCGCCUGAGGCCUCGGCUCAAGGACAUGGAGGACCAGGAGGCCGCGCACAGACGGCGUCUUACCGGCAUCAAUCAGGACAUUGACACCAUCCUGAAAGACAUCGCAAACCUGGAGGACAUCAAGCGCUCCAUCCCCGAAGGCUGCUACAACCUCCCCCCCAUCGAGGAGGCCUGAGCACCCCCCCCCCCCCCAGAGACACGUAAAUGCUCCUGAUGUCCACAACGAACACUGCAACCCCGACAAUGACCCACAGAGAUCCUUCUGUUUCAUCAGGGAGAUAAAGAUCACCAUUAAGAAAAACAUUCAGUACUUUAGUUCAUCUUUUUUCAAUAAAGUUUAUAACGAGCGAACAGGACGAUGUCAGGAGAUGAUGUUUGGGACUUUUAUAAGAUGUGAUAUUAUUUGGCGAUAGGAAAGUGGAGAUAGUGGAAUUUCAGGGCACCGGUGGCCAGGUGGUUGGUUUGAUGCCCCAUGUGAUGAGGUUGUGGUCCUCCAGGCAGGCUGCCCCGGUUCAGAGCCGAUAUGUCGUUCCCCACUCUCUCCCUGAUUUCUGACUCUGUCCACUUCCUGUCUCUAAAUAACGGCACAAAAAAAGCCAAAAACUAAAAACUAGCCUGCGAUUAAUCGCGAUUACCUGACAACCCGAAUUGUCUUUAAAUAUUGAUUCCUAAAUAGCGAUAGAUCCUUUAACCCUCUGAGGUGACAGCUUCUUUUUUCUUUGUGCUAAAUUCAAACCCAAGGUUGCCCUAACGACAUCAGUGUGACCUCGAGACGAUCUCUUCAGUAAAAACCUCACUGCCUUCGUGUCGUGUGCCACGUAAAUAUCGUGUCUGUCAGAAUCGAGUCGAUCAGAUUGUCUGUUUGUCGCGGCUCAUUCGAUCCUGAGAUGUGAUGAAACUUUCAGCGACACUAAUCUGAACUCGUCUUUCUCACUGUGCUACAGAUCAGAUUUCUAACAGACACGCUUACACGACACAUUUUUUUGUUUUUUUUGCAUGAUUGCACAGAUUCACCGCUAACACUGUCUCUUUAAGAAACCUCAUAAUAACCCUCUCAGGUAUUCGCCUCUACCAGGAUCUCUUCUCAGACGUUGACCUGCUGUUCAGAUGGAUGCUGUGUCUGUGGAACUAUGUGUUUAUUGUUUUGUUCUGAUGAUGAUGUGAUUUAUGUCUGAGUGUCAAAGUAUUAUAUUUAUAACUGUACAGACGUCAGUGUUUUCCUCCAUGUGGCCGACCAGCAGAAAGAUUUAUGUGUAAGAACUGCUUUUAAAUAAAAACCCGCUGCACUUUUUCACUUCUGA